Messenger RNA from Leptopilina heterotoma, 2356 nucleotides. RefSeq lists its product as uncharacterized. Gene Ontology annotation, biological process: cilium movement; outer dynein arm assembly. Gene Ontology annotation, cellular component: cilium. The coding region runs from base 165 to 1817 and encodes 550 amino acids. The record is from RefSeq and is a predicted model, not a curated record. The transcript has 10 exons. NCBI's taxonomy places the organism in Eukaryota, Metazoa, Arthropoda, Insecta, Hymenoptera, Figitidae.
UUGGGAAAUAUGGAAAAAUAAAAAAAUACGAAUUUAAUAUUUUUUUAUAAAGAAUGAGAAAAAAAUAUGUUUAACCGAUUUUAAAAUGCCAUCGGUCACCUGGACAACGAUGCAGUUAUUAAAUCGUUAUACUCUCUGGUCGUCAAUGAUUUCAGGCUGUCAUAAUGUCAGAAAAGAAAAUAUUUUCUGCUCAAGAUGAAAGGCUCAAUGCUUUACAUAAGAGAAUUCUAGAAAUUAAAAAAAAAAUUCAUUUAUCUGAGGGUCAACGAAAAUCGUGGUUCGAAGAUUGCAAUUCGAGGAACAAAGAGAAUAUACAAAAAAUUGUUGUUCUAAAGAAAGAAAAUAAGAUUCUUCAAGCAGAACCAAAGAAUUUUAACGUGGAUCAGAACACUGAAUGCAACAGUAUCUUAAAUAAUAUUAAUCCUACAGAUUCAAAAAAAAUUAUCACAAAUUAUGAGAAGGAAAAGCAUGAUGAGUCUAUUCUUCGAUUAAGGAAAAAGAUUGAUUAUCUGAUAUGGAAUAAAGAAAAGAAGAAGAAUACUUUAUGUAAAAUUUUAAAUUCAUAUAAAAAAGUAAAGAACAAGAAACUUAAACAUGCGUGGAAAGAAUUAGGAUUUGCUAUUAAGCAGAAAAUCGUAAACUUGGAAAAUCAGUUGCAAUGCUUAAAUAUUAUGCAAAUGGAAGCAGACACUAUUAACAAAAAGUACAAGAGUGUUCGUGUGAGUUUAAACCUGGAUGCUGCUUGCUACAAUUCUUCUCUUUGUAAGCUGGAAGAAAACAACUCGGAUAUUGCAGACGAAGUCACACGUCUCGAAGAAGCAAAAGCAGGGGCACUUUAUCUACGAGAUUACACAAAAAAUAUAUUAGAUACACAAGAAUCUUCUACAAUGAUCAUUAGCAAUGACUGGGAUAAAAUUAUAAUAUCUUACAGAAAAAAGGUGGAUGAUAGAAAACUGGAAUUUGAUCGAAUAGAACGAGCCAUCUAUCCUACAGUUCUUCUUGCAUCUGAAGACAAUUGUGAUGCAUAUAAGGCUCAGGAAAUAUAUGAUGAAAAAGUAUCUGUGCCUCUUGCAAUUAAAUUAAGAAAAGCAAUCGUCAAUCUUCAGAAUGCUGCAGAAGUUACUGAAAAGAAGGAUGUAUUGAAUCAGUUUUUCAAACAACGCAGUUUAAAACAAAAGCUACAAAAUAUACGCUCCGAAACAGAAGGUGAAAAGAUAUUACUGGAGAACAAACGACAAGUUUUAUCAACUGAAGUAGAAAUAAAAAAAUUUGCCGAUGCUGAAGAUACAAACCAAAGAAACGAAGAACUUAUAAACAUAUUGGAACUUGCUGGAAAUGAGAAAGUACGCCAAAGAAUAAUUAUACAGAAAAAUAGAAACAUUCAAGAUAUGACUAGAAUAAUUUUUGUCAGAUUUAGGAAACUGUACACUAAAAUACCAAAUUUCUUAAUAUCGGACAGUUUAAAACAGUUGACAAGUCCAAUAGAAUAUCUGCAGAAAGUAAAAGAUAUUAUUGAAAAUCAAAUAAAUAUUUCUCCAGCUAUCCAAGGUCAUUUUGUCAAGGAACCAACUGUUAUUAAUAAGCAAGAAGAUGUGCCAAAUGAAAAGGAAAAUUCUUCUGUGAAGGACAGACAAGAAGGAGAACAGCUGUUUCCAUUAUUUUACAAUACUUCAGCUUUAGUAGUACCGCAAGUACAACUGUCAGAAGAUGAGGAUGAAAUUGCAUCAAGAAGUUUUAUUAAAAAACAAGCACAAUUUUUGGUUGAUACUAAAAGCAGACGAAAAGGUUUUGCAUUUAAACGUUCAGCAAUAAUGUAGCAAUUAAAUAGCACAAUUCAUGAAUUCAUCAACUUUACAUUUUUAUAUGCGUGAAUCAACAGAACCGGUCGAUUUAUUCAUGUUUACCGUGUUACUCUAGGUAUCAAUUUCAUUUCUUAUGGAUAUAACUUUUUGACAUAGGUCGAAACAAUCCCAAACGAUAGUGAAUUAUAGUUUACAUAUUGUAAAAUGUAUUAAUGGAGAGAAAGACAAUGUGUUCUUAAUUAAAAAGAAAUGUUAGUUGUUGAAAGUAGCGUUACUCAUUAUUUUAAAAUAAUGAAAAAUAUGUAUAUUUUUUUAAAUCUUUUUUACGGCGAUAACUCGAUUUGAAUUUUUCAAAUUUUUUUUAAUGCUUUUGAGCAGAUGAAUAAUGUGCGAUUAGAAUUGAAGAAAAUAUUACAAUAAUUAUUACUCCAUAUUUGAUCGUGAACGAUUACAAACUUAGCUAUUUUUUAGAAGCACACCUACAGGCUAAAAUAUUUAUGAUUAUUUGAAAGCAUAAUUCUAAUUCUUAUAUAAUAUACAAAUGCCAAAUUUUA